This is a messenger RNA of Dentiscutata erythropus, 2115 nucleotides long. NCBI's taxonomy places the organism in Eukaryota, Fungi, Glomeromycota, Glomeromycetes, Diversisporales, Gigasporaceae. The record is from the annotation of a GenBank genome assembly.
AUGAAUAGUAUUCUAUCAUUAUUCAAAUCUUAUAAUUGUAAUGUCAAUGAAUCUACUGCUACGAUACAAGAAAAACCUGAAGAUGUUAUUGUCAUUAUCCAUGUAGAUGAUACUGAAGAAGAGCAUGAUGCUGGAGAUAUUAAUCCCGAUAUGAGUCUCUCAGAAGUGCGUAAGCUUCUCGAACAUAAAAAUGAUAUUUAUAUGGGAGAAAAUAUGAAAUUCCUUGCAAUUAAAAACAAUAUUCAAGCCCAAAUUGGUUUUGAUAAAGAAGAAAUAUAUAAAGUAUCUAGAAUUCUUGAUAAAGAUAAUUGCAUUCAUAUUCUUAAAGAUGCAACAAAGCCAAGCUUUUUCCAUUUCACCAAUAAACAUCAUCUUAUUCGUGGGCGCUAUUUUACACCUAACAGUAUGGAAGUUAAAAUUGCACAACAGGACGCAUUUAAAUUUAAAACGAAUCGUAAAAUUUCUUCUCGACUAGAACUUUCGAAUAAUGAAUGCUUGACUGCUUAUUCAGAAACAUGUAAAGAGGAAGUUGAACGUAUAUUAGUAAAACAUCUUAUUUCAAAAGCCAAUGCAUCGGUUCCUUUGGCGCCUUAUUCACUUAAAUUUGGUAUUAAUUUUGAAAAGUUUGAUAACAAGAAGCAACAGGCAUCAGAUUCUUAUGAAUUUAAAGUUGCUAAAUGUAUGAAAUGUAGUAUAAUUAUCAUGCGCGAUGAAAUUGAGCUAACUGAAGAAUUUAAGGACGCUAUUAAUAAUGCCUUGGAUCAAGAAGAUGAAGAUUUAAGAUUGAAUGAACUUAAUAAGCUGUCCGAGAAAUUUGGAGAUUUUUUUCCUUUAGAAACUGAAUUUGGAGGUAUUAUUCAAUACCAAGUUGAUUCAAAUAGCAACACCUCUGCUAGCUCUAAGAAAAAUCAAGUUGGAUCGAAUAUCCAAGAUAUCUCUCUGUCUUAUAACUCCGAAAGCAAUUCGUCGGCAUCAAAAUAUCGUACUAAUGAAAAUUAUGUCAUUAUUGGCGGUGAUACACACGAAUGCAAGAACAUAAAUAUUGAAAAUAUUGAAAAUCAAAAAGAUUGGCUACAAUCAUUAAAAGACUGUGACAAAUGGGGACUUAUUAAUUAUUCAAAAAUUAUAUCUAUUUAUGAAUUAUUAGAUGAUGAAUUAAGAUUGAAAUUUCUUAGAGCUUUUGGACAGAAAUUGCUUCAUUACAACACUAUUGAAGUAACUUUCAAUGAGACAAAUAUUACAAAUCGCAAGGAACGUGAAAUCCCCGUUCCCACUGAUAUACUUACAAAUAUGAAAGAAAAUAAAGAUAAUUAUCAAAUAUAUGCAACAGUUUUACAUGCUGAAGAAGAUAUUCGUGAGGUUUUUUCUGUUCAUAUAGAAUACUUUUCUUCAACAAAUCCAUGUUUGGUAAUACAGUGUGUUAAGAAAGGGGAAUCAGUAAAAUUACGAUUCUUAAAAAGCAAGGAAUACAAAGUAAAGGUUGCAUGGAUGAUUAUUGGAUUUUACUCGAAUUUUAAUUUUAAACCUUCUUUACUUAAAUUGAAGAGUUGUACUUUAAUAAAUCCAAGGCAAAAAUUUUAUAACAAUCGUGAUCUAAUGAUACCAAUGAAAAUACUGACAGAAGCAUUUCAGAAAUAUUCAAAUCACAUAAUCAUAGAACUUAUUGUCUUCUUGGAACAUGCGCGUUUCGGCAUCAAGAUGGUGAAAAUAAUGAAAGUGCUCGGAUUGUUACCGGAAUUCACUUUUGCAAAAAUGAUAAUCGAAGUUGGAAGCCAUGAUGAAAAAAAACAAGUUGAUAUUUGUCAAAAGCACUUGGAAAUAUAUUGUUGUAUUAUUACUGAAGAUUCUGAUACAUUGGUAGAGCCUAAGGAAGUAGUAUGGGAAAAGUGGGAGAAUAGAGGCAAAAAUACAAUAUAUAAAGGUAAAGAAUGGGACAAAUUUACAAAAGAUGAUGAACAAAAAUUAAUAUUUGCUAGCCUUUUAUAUGAGAAAAAUAAUCGUGUUAAUCAAUGUUCACCUGUAUUUGUAAAUGUUAAUCCUAAACGUCCUAUAAUACUUUCAUUUAAAGAGGACAAGAAAAAUCAUACUUCUUUUUUAACUUGCUGCAGACUUUGA